Messenger RNA from Cololabis saira (Pacific saury), 1293 nucleotides. It is a transcript of the gene anapc13, whose product is annotated as anaphase promoting complex subunit 13. Lineage: Eukaryota; Metazoa; Chordata; Actinopteri; Beloniformes; Belonidae. Gene Ontology annotation, biological process: protein K11-linked ubiquitination. The record is from RefSeq and is a predicted model, not a curated record. The transcript is spliced from 2 exons. The coding region runs from base 224 to 448 and encodes 74 amino acids. Gene Ontology annotation, cellular component: anaphase-promoting complex.
AUGCGCAUGCGUACAACCCAUGGUACAACCGUACAAAUCUUCUCAACAAGCUGUUAAAAGAGGUGAAAGUGUUAUUAUAUUGGGGGUUUAUUGAUCGUAUACUUCGCCAAAAUUUGUUACCCUGUUCUCGUAUGCUUUGGGAGACCAUAUCUUCCCGGGAGCGCCAGUGCAGGUCCAGAGAGUGUAGAUUUCCUGCAGCAGCAGCAGAGCAGCAGUGCUGGAGAUGGACAGUGAGAUCCAGCGGGACGGGAGAGUCCUGGACCUCACCGACGACGCCUGGAGGGAGGACAAGCUGCCGUACGAGGACGUCACCGUGCCUCUGAGCGAACUGCCUGAAGCUGAGCAAGACAACGGAGGAUCCACAGAAUCUGUGAAAGAACAAGAGAUGAAGUGGACAGACCUUGCCCUGCAGAGCCUACACGAAAACACACCAAGCACUGGAAGCUGAAAGACUAAUCUGGAUUCAGACUGUAACAUUAAAUACACAUGGAUACUGGAUACAUUUACAAGUAAAUUAUUGUCUGCUUUGUUGGACCUGGCACAUUCUAGCUGAUCCAAAAUAAUGCAUACAUUUCUUUUAAUGCUUUGUAAUACAGAAAAUGUAUAAAGAUUAUCCAAUGUUUUUACUAUCAGCAUGAUCAAUUAAACAUUCUUGACAGUUUCAAAGAAACUGGGUUGUUUUUUUUUUGUUUUUUUUUUCAAACUCACCUGUUAAUCUUAGCAUCAACAAUUUCGUUACAGUUGUUUGACCCACAAAUUUGAAAUUUUCCUAAGACUUGUGGGAGCUAUUUGUGUGAGCUCAAGUACUGAAGGGAUCACAGCCAUUGAAAUACAUCCUGUGACUGUAUUGCUACAUGUCAAUGUAAAUGUCUCGUGUCUCAUUGAUUUGUAGUGUAAAUUUUCAUCACCUUUUGGCAUCAAUAACAAUUGAAAAUUGCGAGCUGGUUCUGCAGUGAAACUGUUUUAUGUGAAUACAAGUAAGAACAAGAAAUUAUAAAUUCAAACGUACGAUAAAUACAAUGAAGCAUUUCAAAAUAAAUUCCAAGAAAAAUGUGUUACUUAAAUGAACAUGUUCAGGGUGUACCCCUACAUUUUGCCUGAAGAGAGCUGAGACAUGUUGGCACAUCUCUGUGACCCUGUAAAUGAUGGAUGAAUGGAUGGACUAUUGAUUAAAUGUAAGCUUGUUAAAUGAAAUAUGUUUUAAGCUUUACUAUGCAAACAGACAAAAUGUGUCGCAUAUCCAAGCUGGAAAAUUGUUCCAUAAUAUCGGAGGAUGGUGACUAGAGGCUCUAA